Molecule: messenger RNA, 2593 nt
Organism: Erythranthe guttata (spotted monkey flower)
Lineage: Eukaryota; Viridiplantae; Streptophyta; Magnoliopsida; Lamiales; Phrymaceae
Gene: F2KP
Product: fructose-2,6-bisphosphatase
Biological process (GO): fructose metabolic process; fructose 2,6-bisphosphate metabolic process
Cellular component (GO): cytosol
Molecular function (GO): ATP binding; fructose-2,6-bisphosphate 2-phosphatase activity; 6-phosphofructo-2-kinase activity
Source: RefSeq, a predicted model, not a curated record
AACCAGAACCAGAAUCCACAUCCUAAAAGUAACACACAGCAUAUCCUCCUCCUUCUUCUUCUUCCCCCACCACCACGCUACUCUGUUAUUCCAUUUCCAUUCUUAUCCCCUUUCAAUCAAUCCCCCACAUUCUCAUGACCAGUUAAUUCCAAACAAACAGAAAUGGGCACCGGUGCAUCGAAGAACCCCGACAGCAGCUCCCAUGGCAGCGACGAGCGAGAAGACCAAGCCGGCGGGCAACUCUACGUCUCUCUCAAAAUGGAGAACUACAACCCUAAAGGCGACCUCAUCCCCCACGUCUACGGCUCCGUUCCCCUCGUCGGCUCCUGGGACCCCUCCCGAGCCCUCUCGAUGGAGCGGGAAUCGGCUUCUAUGUGGGAAUUAAGUUUUGUUGUACCCCCUAAUCAUGAGACGUUGGAUUUCAAGUUUCUGUUGAAACCGAAGUACGGCAAUGUCCCGUGUAUUUUGGAGGAAGGUUCGAACAGGCAAUUGACAGGGGGUGCGUUGGGAGGGGACAGGAGGUCGGCUAUGUUUAAGUUCAGCAGUGAUGAUAUUCUUGAGUACAAAGUGUUCAUUAAAGCGGAUAGAGUUUCGCCGUUCGAUCUUGCAGCUAGUUGGAGAACGUAUCAGGAUAAUUUCCAGCCUUCCUCUGUUCGUGGGAUACCAGACGUCAGUAUGAAUUCGGCGGCCGAUGCCAGUAACGAGAAUGAAUCUUCGGCGAGCUUGGAGCUUGAUAUUGAGCACUACGUUGUUCCAGCUCCAGCAACAUCUGCAAAUUCAGGUUUGGUUUAUGCAGCUAACAUGACAGAAACUCCUAGGUCACUGAGUCGUGUUGGGGUAUUUUCCAAGACUGAUGGCUCUAGUGGAGCAUUACAUCACCAGAAGGAUAGUGGUGUUCCUGUUGACCGACCUGAUUUAACGGGGAUGCAAGUCAUUGUCCCAGACACAGCAAAGUAUUCCUUAGCACCUGGCUUGGUUGAAUCAAAGUCGUUUGGAGCCUUUUCAUCUAUGCAGAAGCAAGAAGGUCACAGAGGACUCUUUGUGGAUAGGGGUGUAGGAUCUCCUAGACUAAUGAAAUCAGCUAGUUCUUUUACUGUUGAUCUCAAACUUGAUUCAGAAUCCAAGAACUCUAUGCCAGCUGCUGCAGGAGCUGUUGCAGCUGGCGCUGUAGCAGAUCAGAUGCUGGGACCCAAGGAGGAUAGACAUCUGGCAAUUGUCUUGGUUGGGUUGCCUGCUCGUGGCAAAACUUUCACUGCAGCUAAACUUACGCGGUAUCUUCGUUGGUUAGGUCAUGAUACCAAACACUUCAAUGUUGGGAAGUAUCGGAGGUUAAAGCAUGGAGUUAACCAGUCAGCUGAUUUUUUCCGAGGUGACAAUCCGGAAGGCUUGGAAGCACGAAAUGAGGUAGCAGCACUUGCAAUGGAGGAUAUGAUAUCUUGGAUGCAAGAGGGUGGUCAGGUUGGGAUAUUUGAUGCUACGAAUAGCACCAGGGAAAGAAGGAAUAUGCUUAUGAAAAUGGCUGAAGGCAGAUGCAAGAUUAUCUUUUUAGAGACAUUAUGCAAUGACCGGAAAAUAAUUGAAAGGAAUAUACGCCUCAAAGUUCAACAAAGCCCAGAUUACGCAGAAGAACCCGAUUUUGAAGCAGGGUAUCAUGACUUUAAAGUCCGACUGGAGAAUUAUGAAAAGUUUUAUGAGCCAGUUGAAGAAGGCUCUUAUAUCAAGAUGAUCGAUAUGGUCAGUGGCCACGGUGGACAAAUACAAGUGAACAACAUUAGUGGCUACCUUCCCGGGCGGAUAGUAUUCUUCCUGGUGAAUACACAUCUGACUCCUCGUCCAAUUUUGCUUACGAGGCAUGGAGAGAGCCGAGACAAUGUCAGAGGUCGAAUUGGCGGUGAUAGUAUGAUAAGUGAUUCUGGUGAGCUUUACUCAAAGAAACUCGCAAAUUUUGUUGAGAAACGUCUGAAAAAUGAAAAGGCUGCUUCAAUAUGGACUAGCACAUUGCAGAGAACGGUUUUAACAGCAAGCCCAAUAGCUGGAUUCCCUAAGAUACAAUGGCGUGCCCUUGACGAAAUUAAUGCUGGCGUAUGUGAUGGGAUGUCAUAUGAAGAAAUAAAGAAAAAUAUGCCCGAGGAAUACCAAUCACGUAAAAAGGACAAACUGAGGUACAGAUAUCCUCGUGGGGAGUCUUAUCUUGAUGUUAUACAAAGGCUGGAACCCGUGAUUAUUGAGCUUGAACGACAAAGAGCUCCUGUUGUGGUCAUAUCUCACCAGGCUGUGUUGAGGGCUUUGUAUGCUUAUUUUGCUGAUAGGCCGUUGAAAGAGAUCCCUCAUAUCGAGAUGCCUCUUCACACAAUAAUAGAGAUACAAAUGGGAGUUACUGGCCUCCAAGAGAAAAGAUACAAGCUUAUGUGAUAUAGCACCAUCAAUUAAUUUGUCCCAAGUAAUAACACAAAAAUGUAGUACUUCUAGUGAAUUUUUACCCACACUUUGUAUGCCAUACUUUAAGGCAUAUGAUAAAAUAAAAUUUAUAGGUAACUUCGAAGAGUACUACUCUCCGUAUUCGAAACAAUCAAUAAAGCUGCGCUCUUUUUUC